CUCGAGCUCCUUUUUCCGGUGCAUUACGGUAUUUAUGCAACCUCCGGGGCGGAGUUUUACGUAACCGUCCUGCACUUCACCCACAUGCCGGCUGAGUAUUAAUCAAGAACUAUAUGUACACCGUUUUGAUAGUAGUAUAAUGGCUGCUUGUGCUUUUGUUGUCAAGCUUUUACCGUCGGUCGGAAGACGGUUUUGCAGCAGAGCUUCAUGUCCCGCACGGUCAGCUGUCCGUGCGUUUUCAAUGCAUACAACUCGUUUUCAACUGCACAGAGUGGAGGGGACAAGUGUCCUGACAGGGAGAGUGGACCGGUUCGGUGGAGUGACAGUCAACCUGGCUGAGGUCGGUUUACCGGCGGACAUCAGCGAAAGCUCAUUCAGCAGAAUGCUGCAAGAUUCUUUGCUCCAGUGGAAAGCAGAUGGGAAAGUUGCGGUGUGGCUUCGAGUGCCCAUCUCACUGAGCCGAUGUGCAUCCGCCGCCUCCACUCAUGGCUUCACCUUCCACCACGCCAAAGACAACCACGCUGUGUUGGCUCUCUGGCUGGGAGACGGGGAAAGCAGGCUGCCUGGGUUUGCAACUCACCAAAUCGGAGUUGCAGGUGCAGUCGUUGAUGAAUCCAAUGGAAAGGUUCUUGUCGUCCAAGACAGAAAUAAGACAAAGAAUGCUUGGAAGUUCCCCGGUGGUUUGUCUGAUCAAGGAGAAAAUAUUGGUGCCACUGCUGUUCGUGAAGUCUUCGAGGAGACAGGCGUUCGCUCGGAGUUUAGAUCUCUGCUCAGCAUCCGGCAGCAGCACAACCACCCCGGGGCGUUCGGUAUGUCGGACAUGUACAUCAUCUGCCGACUGAGCCCGCUCACCUACGACAUCAACUUCUGCACUCAGGAGUGUCUGCGCUGCGAGUGGCUGGACCUCUCCGAGCUUGCCAAGACCCACGACACCACGCCUAUCACGUCUCGUGUAGCCAGGCUGCUGCUUCACGGCCUGGAGCAGGGUUUCCACAAGAUCGAUCUCACCAUGGAGGAGCUUCCAGCCGUCUACUCUGGGAUGUUUUACCAGCUGUACCACAGGCAGCUCCCUCCUACACUAAAAUCCUAGCAAGCCCUUAUCUACCUGAUGGGGUUAGCAUAUCAUGGCUAGCUUUGUUAAGGGGUAUUCAUGACUGGAAUUAUGUUACUGUUGAAGAAAAGCAGUGCAAUACUGUGUACUACAACAUCCACUUUGUGGUUUUUGAAGAAUUAUGCCACUUUUGCAGGAUUGUUUUAAACGGUUUAUUAAAUGCUAUCUUGGAAGUCGA
Molecule: messenger RNA, 1289 nt
Organism: Acanthopagrus latus (yellowfin seabream)
Lineage: Eukaryota; Metazoa; Chordata; Actinopteri; Spariformes; Sparidae
Gene: nudt6
Product: nudix (nucleoside diphosphate linked moiety X)-type motif 6
Exons: 5
Coding region: 140-1090 (316 amino acids)
Molecular function (GO): NADH pyrophosphatase activity; ADP-ribose diphosphatase activity; NAD binding
Source: RefSeq, a predicted model, not a curated record